GUUUAGUGUAGCAGUUUCGUGCUCUGCGAUCUAGUAAACCAGUUCCACGGGAUUCGGAGGAUUCUUUCUCAACAGUCAUAUUCCUGGAACCGGUCCUGGGACGAGAACUUUAACUUGAAUUUGGUUUAUUUAAUUUUUAUUUUUUCGUUAUGCAUAUUAUUUAUAUUCAUUUUACAAUCUCAUUUUCAGUUCAUUAUUGUUUGUUAUGGGAAUGAAUUAGAAUCGUUCUUCUGUCUGCCCGCUACUCUUGGAGAACCCAUGCAGUUGGAUUGAUACCUCCUUGCUUGGCGAUUUCAGGACAAACCGCGGAUUAUUGUGCGUAUGUGUUCUCCGGAAAGGACAUCAGCAGCGGUGUGAGUCGCCGCGCUCUACGGAAUGUACCCCCUUCCUAUCGGACCGCUAAGGGGAAUUAACGCUGUCUUGUCUGAAUGAAACACUAAUUUUUUUCCUUCUUGCAUUCGCAAGGAGACCUGGGGCUAUCCUGGUGCGUAGGAGCACUGCGCGCUCGGCAAUAGCGACGGCUUGUUUGCCGUGGUGGGACUGAGAUCCGAACAAGUCUCUCUGUGGGGAUUUGAUGUAUUUUUCUGCAUCUGGAAGAGGAUUACAGAGUUUGGUUGUGUGUCAGUUUGUCACAGUCAUUCUCUUUGGUGAUUUUAUUUUUUUCCCAUUAUUACCGUAAUCUCCGAUUGCGACUAGACGUGGUAUAUACAACAAUGGGGGACUCGAUGUGGAGAUACUAUUUUGGAGUUUUGUUCAUUGCGUGCAAGGUGAACCUGUCCCGGACGCUCAUUUUAGAAUCUAUCUAUUGGAACACAACAAAUACCAAAUUUGUACCCGGAUAUGGACUGGUGUUGUACCCUCAAAUCGGGGACAAGAUGGACAUUGUGUGCCCGCGGGUGGACGGGGGGGUGGGGGAGGGGGUGGAGUAUUACAAGCUGUACAUGGUGCAGCGGGCGCAGCUGGAGAGCUGCACCAUCACCAAAGCGGACACGCCCCUGCUCAACUGCGUCAAGCCCGACCAGGACGUCAAGUUCACCCUCAAGUUCCAGGAGUUCAGCCCGAACCUAUGGGGUCUGGAGUUCUUCAGAGGGCGGGACUAUUACAUCAUCUCUACGUCUAACAGCACCGUGGAAGGCCUGGAUAACCAGGAGGGAGGAGUGUGCAAGACCAAAUCCAUGAAGAUCGUCAUGAAAGUGGGUCAGAGUGCUACUGAUCCAAUUUCACCCAAAGAGUACCCCACCAGGUACCCCCCCAAGUACCCAGGGGGAGGGGAGAAGGAUCCAAUCAGUAAUGGAAAUGAGGUGGAUACGCACGACGCGCGUCAGAGGGGCGACACGAGCGGCAACGGCGGGAAGCCGUCCAGCAUGAUCGGCUCGGAGGUGGCGCUGUUCGCCGGCAUCGCGUCGGGCAGCGUCAUCUUCAUCAUCAUCAUCAUCAUGCUGGUGCUGCUGCUUCUGAAGUACAGGAGACGGCACCGCAAGCACUCCCCGCAGCACUCCACCACGCUGUCGCUCAGCACGCUGGCCACGCCCAAGCGCGGCAGCGCCGGCGGCAACAACAACGGCUCGGAGCCCAGCGACAUCAUCAUCCCGCUCAGGACUGCAGACAGCGUCUUCUGCCCGCACUACGAGAAGGUGAGCGGGGACUACGGGCACCCCGUCUACAUCGUGCAGGAGAUGCCCCCCCAGAGCCCCGCCAACAUCUACUACAAGGUCUGAACUGGCACACAGCCGGGGCUGCUGGCCGCCGACCACCUUGUUUCACUAUUAUUAUUGUUAUUAUUCCUAUGAUUGUUAUUAAUAUUAUUAUAAUGGUUAGUGUGAUGACUGUAAAUCCGGUGGUCUGCGAGAGCUCCUGGAGGGCCGCUGUGUGGGUGUGGGGGUGCUCCCCCGCGCCUGCUUGUUUGGGCGUCACGGCCAGCGCCCGGGAUACAACAGGGUGCUCGUGGGGAGGGCAGAGGAAAAAGAGGCCCCUGUCGCCUCUCUCUUGAACUCCCCCCUCCCCCCAAAAAAAGGAAAGUGACUCUACUACACCUCUAUGCCUGGAAAAGGAUGGCAAAGAGAGAGAGAAAGAAAGAAAGACUCGGAGAGGAAGAAACGAAAUGAGCGGAUUGGCUAGCCACAAACUCAUUUUAGUUUUUUUUUUCGUGAGACAUUCUGGGAAUCUAAGAUGGGAAGGAUAAAAACGGAGAGUGACGUCUGGACGUUUACGCCAUGCUCUCCACACUUCCUGUCUCACGGAAAGCACUCUCGCCCAUAAACACUUUUGCUCAUUCUUAAUCACUUCACUGCUUCAGGACCUUCUUUUCUUCCCAUCCCCACUGUCCUCCAUUGAUUUUUAGUGUUGAUUUGUUUUCCUCACCGUUGUUACUUGAAGGUUUAAAGUUUUUUUGUUUUUUUAAUGAAAUGUUUUCAUAAAUGUACUUCCCAUUUCAAUUGCCGCAUCCAGAUUCUUUUUAGACCUCUAAAUUAUCAUGGAUUUGUCCCACUCGUAUACACGUGCUAUUCACACAUUGUGUAGACACGCAGAGAUGACCUGUGUCACGAUGACACGGUGUCCAUGGCUUGCAAACGCAGAGGGGUGGGCGAAGAAGCCUGAGGGGCGUUAACUGAUUGGACCAGAUGAGGAACAGACCUGUCCUCUAAGUACAGGAAGCACUGGGAGCAGGGGGCGGGACGACAAGAUGGUGAGACCUGCGUUUUAUUGGAUGCUGCCGUAAAGCAACCAAUCCAAGCUUACGAAGUGUUUUGAGUUAGGCUUCGGAAUACUGUAUAGAUGACCUCAUUGUUUUCCCCCUGUGGUUGGAGAACUCAAUUACAAGUGAAGGGGAAUGGCAUCUGUAGGAGUUGUUGGUACAGGCAGUAACCUUAAUUAAAACCUUGCCUUACUGCAGUUCGCUCACAGAGGAAUGGAGCCCUACUCUAGCUGAGCAUAGCCCAGGGUACUGAGCAGUCUGUGUGUCUGUGAGCAAAGAGGGAGGUGCUCGACACAAAGCACAGGAAAGCCAGUCACAAACUCGCUCUCAUUAACAUUGUUUUUAUGUUCACCAUUCUUUGCAGAUUGAUGUACCCUUUUAAAGGAGAGAUUUGAACAGACAAGGAAUAAAAAGAUAAAAUUAAAAUAAAAAGAUGACUAUUUAUGAUACAUAGCACCUGUGACGUUUUUUUGAGGUUGAGUGUGUAUGAAAGUAAAUAAUUUAUGGAAAAUGCACAUUUAUGCAAGCUAGGUUUUUAUGAUUAACAUUAGUUUUCAUUCACAAUUUAAUAGCCCUCCAUUAUGUCUAAGCUGAAUUUUUAAACACAGAGCUGGAGAAGGGGGAGGGGGGGUGUCAGAAACAUGUCCUUUAUCCAGAAUAGGUAAAGUCGAUGUAAAAGUCUCUUGGCAGAACAGAACUCUGAGCUCUACAGAGGGUCAGAAAGGAGCAAAGCAUCACACAGACCACUGAUCCCACUCUUUCCCAGGGGAUUAUUGGAAAAAAAAUUCCCACAAUUCCCUGUGGGGCUUUCCUUAGUAGUUUUCUAUGCUUGUGUGCCUGUUUAUGUGUAUGAGUGAGUGUGUGUGUGUGUGUGCAUGUGUGUGCCUGUUGUGUGUGUGUGUGUGUGUGUGUGUGUGUGUAUACUUACCACCUCAUGUCAAACAAAACACAGCUAUUUUUGUAUCUGUCAUGCAAACUUCAUUUUAUUCCUCACACCUGUAUGACUGUCUGUAUUAAAAAACAAGCAACAAAGAAGAAACUGAAUGGAUGAGUGUGGAAAAUUUCACCGUGGCUUACCGUCCACAUUCAGAGACGCGCAUAUUCUCUCAUUCCUUCAUUGAGAACAUGACUUACCACAUAACAAAGCCUUUUGUGACCUGAAAUUGCGCCUCUGUUGCGGCUGCAAAACCUGCAAAUAUGCAAUUUUUAUCCGUGUUUUGGUUUUUAGCAAUUAAAAAAGAUAUAAAAAGUGUUCUUAUGGUAAUGAUGGAAAAUCUCAUUAUGUGAACCUACUGUUCAUUGUUUUGCUUUCAAUUGGUAUUAUUUUCCUAAAUUGGUCCCUUCAGUAUCUUGUUUGACUGUGUGCUGUAGUUAAGAGGUAAACUGUGAAAAAAAAAACAAAUGUUUGAAACAAAAUGCAUCUGGUUGAUUACUAAAGGAAAAAACGGAAACAGAAAAACGAAAAAACGAAAAAAAAAAAACUGCUGUUGGGUUCCUGUCCAACUGGGGCAGAAUAUGACAAUCUUAUUAGUUUCUUUAAAUCUGAAGACCUUACCCAGCAAGCACAUACCAUUCUAGUGAUGCUGCUGUGACGUUUUAUCAGCAUGAUGGAAUUCGCUGCAAUAUUACGAUGAUGUUGAUAGUUAGCUGGGCAUUGCGUCUUCAGGCUGUUUGUAAAAUGCCUUGCUCUUAUGGUCAACCCUGGUCACUUGACUCUGAAAUUUGCACCGUACAUCUGUAGUUAAAAUAUUGUAUAUACGUUAACGUUUGUAUUGUAUAUUGAACCUGGGUUGUUACGAUAGCCUUAUUCACCUUUUAAAAAAUCAAUGUGGAAAAAAAGAGAAAAACAAGAGACACAACAUGAAAACUAUGUACUUUUUUUGGUUACCAGCUUGUGUAAAUACAGAAAACGAAACCUGACAAUUUUUUUUAUAAACUCCUAAGUAAGAUGUUUUGUAUAAAAUUUGAAUCUUUUGCUAUGUAUUUUAGCUAGAGCUCAUCAGAAAGCCUGUACCCUUCCAUCCCCCCUUUUGCACUGUUUCAUGGAAAUUUGGUUUAAAAAAGAAAAAAAAAACUUGCCAAACCGACUGCUGCAUAUUUGUGCCAUAGGUGUGUACCAUAAAUAUUUAUUUAAUUUGUUUUUAUUUUUUAUUUUAUUUGUUUAAGUUUUUUGCCCAGUUUGUAAGUAACAGUAUUAUGAUUGAGUUGUACAAACCUCCCAGGUUUCUUUAGUCUGUUAUGGGUUCUAGGUGGAUUUUAGUCCUGCCCACCAAGGCUGUGAAUAAUGACACACAUUCCACCUGUCUGUUACAAGCGGAAAUGGUUUUUCAAUAAAAUGUUUUUCCUAUGGAAA
Anguilla rostrata (American eel) is the source of this 5048-nucleotide messenger RNA. RefSeq names its product ephrin-B2a-like. Bases 714 to 1718 code for a protein of 334 amino acids. Gene Ontology annotation, cellular component: plasma membrane. The transcript is spliced from 5 exons. Gene Ontology annotation, molecular function: ephrin receptor binding. The record is from RefSeq and is a predicted model, not a curated record. NCBI's taxonomy places the organism in Eukaryota, Metazoa, Chordata, Actinopteri, Anguilliformes, Anguillidae. Gene Ontology annotation, biological process: blood vessel morphogenesis; ephrin receptor signaling pathway; axon guidance.